ACUUAGUUGAUUAUCAGUGAGUGAGGUGUCUGUUUAGUGUUGACACGUGUUAAUCCUUUUAAAAGAGAUAUUUAUUUAUAUUUUUGUAAUAAAAUUUAGCUUAGCAUUUAUCUGACUGUUAUGAAGUUAAAUAGUUAUCGUGCUUUUGGUUAACGUAUAGAUUUAAUAUGUAACAAAUAUAGAGUUUGUGACUACACUAAGGAUGGUUGAUCAACGUAUAGCAACUGUUUUAAAUAAUUUAUAUUAGAGGAAUAGAAAUCUACAAGUGCAUGCCAAAUGCGUCAAUGGGCACCACAAACGGCGGCUGGCGAGGGUCGAGGGUGGUGCGCUAUCUCUUGCUACUGGUGCUUGCUUUAGUAGCAAUGGAGUACCUCUUCGGUUCCAUUCUGGAUGCUUCUGUCUUGAGGUCCAUACUUCACCCGCAUAACGACUCGCAAUCUUCUUUCUACAGUGCCAUGAAAUUUGAUUGGGCAAAACAAAUGAAGACAACUGAAGAUAAAAAAAACGAAGUUAAAAACAUAGCUGUAAAUAAAACCAUAGAUUUAAAAGACAAUGAGGCGAUCGAAGACCAAAAAGACAAUACGAUAUAUCUGGCUACAAAGACUGAAGAUGGAUUAACGAAUAAAACAAUAGAAAAACUUAAUUAUAAUACAACCGAAACACCACUACCACUUUGUGAAGAAAUUCCUCCUGAUCUAGGUCCAAUAACGGCGAAUAAAACUGAAUUAGAGCUAGAUUACGUAGAAACAAAAUAUCCAGAGGUUGAUCCUGGUGGUCAGUAUUCACCACCUAACUGCACAGCUAGGCAUAGGGUAGCUAUUAUUGUACCGUACAGAGAUCGGGAACAACAUUUGGCCGUGUUUCUGAAUCACAUUCAUCCAUUUCUGAUGAAGCAACAAAUCGAAUAUGGAAUAUUUAUCGUGGAACAAUAUGGUAACAAAGCUUUUAAUAGAGCCAAGUUGAUGAACGUAGGUUUCGUGGAAAGUCAGAAACAAAAGGCGGGCGGAUGGCAAUGCUUUAUAUUUCACGAUAUAGAUCUGCUGCCGCUGGAUCAGAGGAACUUGUACCAUUGUCCUGAACAACCUAGACAUAUGUCUGCAUUAAUAGAUAAAUUUGACUAUAAGUUACCUUAUAAAGAUAUAUUUGGCGGAGUAUCAGCCAUGACGGUAGAACAAUUUACAAAAGUAAAUGGAUUCUCAAACAAAUAUUGGGGUUGGGGCGGAGAAGACGAUGACAUGUUUCGCAGGUUGAAUAAGAUGAAUUACCAUUUAACGAGGUACGACAACUUAUCAAUAGCAAAAUACGCCAUGUUGGAUCACAAGCCUUCCGUAGCAAAUCCUAAAAGAUAUCAAUUGUUAACUCAGACUAGUAAAACAUUAGAGAGUGAUGGACUCUCGACACUCGAAUACAAACUUGUUAAAGUAACCCAACAUCAUCUGUAUACGCUUAUCGUCGCCAAUAUAGAUGAGCCCAGCUGAUGGCAGUACUUCGUCAAACUCUUGUUUGGCGAACAUUAACCAACACCCAAUGCAUUGCCAAUGUGCUCUCAUUGUUACUGUGAAAUUCUGCUGCCGUCUUACUUAUUGUGGUCUCUAUUUUUUCAAAGAGAAUGAGAGCGAUGGCAAUAUGAAUUUAUACAAGUGCUGCGUAAACGUAUUUAAGAUUAAUGGUUAAUAAAGACAUGACAGGAUUCGAGUGAAUACAACGCUGACAACCUAACAACCUUCUCGCAACCGAUAUGAUGAACUAUUUCUACUAAAAAAUACAUGGAUAGGCUAUAAGCCAUGGUAUUUUGUGCCUACUUGAUUUUCACCAUUUUGGUGCUGACGGCAGCGUUUGUUAACGGUGGUUAAGAUUCCAACUAAUAGUAAAUGAGAUAGAAUAAGGCGUGUUUAAGUAGAACGUAGUAAAAGGUGUUCUUUCCAAGCAACCUGUUGACCAAUCCAGCUAUAGAGAUCAGUGACCACCGUUGGAGAGUUAACCUUAAAAGUUUUCUUGUGAUAUUCUCGGAGUCGUGAACUGUAUUUUUGUUGCAGUGACAAAGACUUUUGGAAGCAAAUGUUCAUAACGUGUUUUUAUGUAUUAAUGUUACAAGUGUAAACGCAUAGUAUAUUAUAAAAUAAGAAUAAAGUUUGUGAUAAAUAGAUUAGAUUCGUUAAUAAACAUAUAAUCCUAUAUUAAAAUGUAUGUGGUCAGAAAUCUUAUCCAAUCGCUACUGAAAACUGUUAAAUCAAAAUAUAAUAACAAUUCCAA
Molecule: messenger RNA, 2253 nt
Organism: Papilio xuthus (Asian swallowtail)
Lineage: Eukaryota; Metazoa; Arthropoda; Insecta; Lepidoptera; Papilionidae
Product: beta-1,4-N-acetylgalactosaminyltransferase bre-4-like
Exons: 10
Coding region: 270-1478 (402 amino acids)
Biological process (GO): carbohydrate metabolic process; glycosphingolipid biosynthetic process
Cellular component (GO): Golgi apparatus
Molecular function (GO): N-acetyl-beta-glucosaminyl-derivative 4-beta-N-acetylgalactosaminyltransferase activity; galactosyltransferase activity
Source: RefSeq, a predicted model, not a curated record